Messenger RNA from Closterium sp. Naga37s-1, 1884 nucleotides. NCBI's taxonomy places the organism in Eukaryota, Viridiplantae, Streptophyta, Zygnematophyceae, Desmidiales, Closteriaceae. The record is from the annotation of a GenBank genome assembly.
AUGGGGGAACAGCAACAUGAGGAGCCGGUGGGACGGGUGGGUUUGGCGGCGGUAGGGGAGUCUGCGGCGUUUGCUGCCGAGGUUGGGGUAACGGAUACUGGUUCAGUGGAGCCGGGUGCUGCUGCGGAACCUGGGGCGACGGAGCGGGAGGAGACUGACGUGGCUGUGGCGGCUGAGGCGACGAGGACGGCGCGGGAGACGCAGAGGCCUGAAGCCGGGACUGCUGCCGCCUCUGGCGGCGGCUUAAUCUCACAGCCCGCGGCGCAACCGACGGGGAUGCUGCUACGUAUGGACGGGGGCCUGGUUGCGGAGGAGCCACAGACGAUACUGGGGUCGGCUGAACCUCCGGCGCUCGAGGUGGCAGAAUCCCCGUCACCGCUUGGGGCGACGGCAAUUGCUGCGGUAGUAGCUGAGGAGGCACGGCGGCAGGAAGGACCCCCGAACGAAGAUUCUGCAUCGACUGCCGCUGAGUCCGCCGGAACGCCUGCUGCUGCCGGGGCCGCAAGCACGCAGGAGCACGGCCAGGUGGAGGGUGAUAGCGCGGGUCCCGCGAACGGCGCCGCUUCCGACGCGGCACGGGCGAAGAAGAAGAAGAUGCUACGCGCCCAGAUAGCACCGAGGCGGCCCGGAGCAGGGCUGGGACCUGGUGCUCCGGGACCCCUCCAGGGCUGGCUUCUGCAAGAGCAGUCGCCACAAGGGCGAGAGCGUCAACUGCCAUCUGUGGGGCAAAGAGGAGGGGACGACGAAGGGGAGAACGGCGUAAGGCCAGGGCGUCCCCCAAACAGCAGGACGGGUGACAUGGCAACAGAGGCGGCAAACGCACAAGUGCCCCAAAGGCGCCCCAGACACACAGUGGGGGACAACACAGAACACGAGGGAUGGGAAGAACACGGAGCGGAGCAAGAAGCAAUAACAGAAGCAGCGCCUACCCGCCGAACCGGAAACGCAACCCCGCAGGUGGUGCCCCGCAAAACACGUAGCAGGACACGCGCCCAGGGUAUUUUCUGGGGAAGGCCGACGGCGACGCGCAACGGAGCGACACACACGCCGUGGUUACCGGCGGGAAGGGCGCCAGAGGCCGGACGUGGUGGCGGGCGGAACACCAACACCCCGGCGAGAGGAGGGACCACAGCACGCGGGCGUCGUGGCGGAGCACGAGGGGCGGGAAGCGCAAGAGGAGUGAUUGUCGGCGGAAGGGAGGCACCAGUCAGAACGGGCACGUGGCGGGAACGCCACGAUCGGCCAGAAAUGGAAGUAACUCCAGCGAAUCAGGAGGCCAGGGACUCUGACAACCCAGAUGACGGGGAGGAUUUUAUCCCCUCAGAGUAUCCUGCCUCGGAGGAUGUAUCGCUAGGGGAGGAAGGAGACACGGCAGGAGGGCCUCGGAGGAGAGGUGACACGGGGACUGGGACACUUGCGCCAGCCGAGACAGAAGGUGGUGGGAGUGCUAGAGAGGGCGUGAGAGAAUCAAACGCCGUGUCACCAGCUGAGGUGGCUGCGAACGACGCAAUGUGGCAAGAUGCUGCCACCUGGGAUGUCGCUAAGCUCCAGUGGGGGGACCAGCCCUUUCUCGUCCGCAGAAUGCCGCCGACAAUCCUGCAGAGUUACACCCUGUGUGUCCUAUCACCACUCCUCCGACUCGCAAAAAAUCCCCACUGUCCAGGUGCAUGGGCGAUAUUGCAAUUCCUGCCGAGGCUGACCCUUCGGCCGCCCCCCGAACCAGUCGAAGGGUCACGCUGGGCAAGGAUUGAAGAGAGGCUGCAGCAAUUCCAACAAGGCAAAUGGAGGGGCCUUCUUGAGGAGGCAGCGUUAUCCCCGACAGUGGCCACCCGAUACGACACCAAGCUGAUGACGCGGGGGUCUGUGCACGGGUGGAGAGUUUGA